AUGGAACGAUCGAACAAUGGUGCCUACGGCCGCACGCAGAAUGUCCUACCAGGAUGGACCGCAGACGGCCGGGCUAGCACCGAGUCACAGCGCAUUGUGAGAAAGAGGUCAACUCUCGGUGUUCGCAAUGCUAGCCAACCAUUACCGAGCAGUAGGACUACGCUGCAAGCACAACAUCAUGGCGCAGCCUACGUCGAUGGUUCGCAGGCUAGAAAGAGCUCGCUACGCAAUGUUGUACGAAAGAUAUUCGGGAGACGAUCGAAGGAGAUUCCGGCAGUGCAGCAGAAGAGUCCACCGAGGCAUGCAUAUCACAGGAGUGAGCCAUCUGCGCUUGUCCCACACGUCGAGGAGGCGGACAAUGGACCCGACGAUAUGGCCGUGGCGCAACGAACGUUCUCUGUGCCUCUACAAUCGCCGCCUUCCCCAGGUCUGCAUCGGACACGAUCUCCAUACGCGGUAGAAUUCCCACAUUCCGCCAGGUUGAAGCCUUUGAAUCUCGGCGACCCGUACUAUGCGCCUGGCAGCCAACUGCGACGUCGCAAGACCAUGCCCAGUGUCUUGCUGACCGAGGAGGAUGAUCCCGAUCUGACGAGUCCACCCAAGGACCCCGCUGUGCCGGCCUUCGAAGUCACACGUGAUGCGCCAGUGCCGGAACCGGCUCGCGGAAGCACCAGCAGAAGCAUGAAGAGACGUUCACGUAGUGCCGAUGAUUUGCGACAGUCACUUGCUGAUAGACAGGAAUACCCACCUCGAAAGAGAAGCGACGAGAUUCGGUUCUGGCGUGAGAGCUUUCAGGGAAGCGUAUUACGUGCAAGCGGGUUCGUGAGCAGAGAGAACAGUAGUAUGGGGCUAGAGGAGUCUAUGCCAGAGCCUAUGCCGGAGCUCAGGGACGAGGAUGUGCCAAUAAGCGACAAUACUGGGCCGAUUGAUACAAGGCAGUCACGUUCAGGCACGAUCGGCACAUUCAGGAGCAGUCCGCCAGGGCAUGGCCACACAUUCAGCCAGACUGAUGUUCGGUCAGCUUCCGGCUAUGGCACAGAGUUGUCAAGGGACCUGGAAGACCGGGUAGCAAAGCUGGAGUCUGGCCUACACGACUUCCAGCGAUCUUUAGCGCGUCUGACAGCCGACCGCAAUCGGCAAACUGUCAUGGUUGGCGGCAUGCCCCAACGACGAUCUUCGCUGAACGCCCGCACGCCGAGUAUGCUUGCUGAUACCUUGUCCGAUCCUCUGACUCUUGCAUACACGCUUUAUGGCCAACCCGAGCAACAGCGACCUUCAACUUCACCCCAGCCGCCAAGGACCCCGACAAGAAAUACUGCUCCAAGUCGACCACCCGUGCCGCCAUUACCUAUGGGUAGUGACCGCAUUAGAGAGGCGUACAGCACACCGCCACCGAAUACGACACGAGGACCAACAAGUCACCCCGUACAGGCACGCCAAUCUGAUACGAGCGAGAACAACUCCGAUGGGCAGCCUCAGCCAUAUACUUUCCGAUCGCUAUACGAGAUGCUGACCGACGAGCGCUCCGCCCGUCGACGGCUUGAGGGUCAACUUCGCGGCAUGCGCCAAGAAAUCAGUGAUCUGCAGUACCACGUCUCCAGCUCCCAGGUCCAGAGUCAACGAAGUAGUUUUGUGCCCAUGGAGCCAGUAGCUGGAUCGAGCCGGAUACGGGAUUUGCUGCGUGAGACUGAGCAGUCACCGCCCGGCAGCUCUUCAGUAACGCAAUAUCCGCACUUGCCGCAGCUGCAGCAGCCGUCCCAGGCUUUGCGGGACUCUGGCAACACAGUCUUUACCACUAGCACGGGAGGUCGAGGAGGCCUCAUGAGCAGGUUUAGUCACUCUGAUAGCGAGGCAGGGGCUAUGGCCGAUUCGACAGAUGAUUUGGAGACACCAUAUGAGGCGUACCAGACGCCUUUGGAGGAACGACACAGGACUCCGUUUGGUACUGUUGGCGAGAUUGAUAUGUUCUAG
Messenger RNA from Recurvomyces mirabilis, 1971 nucleotides. RefSeq lists its product as uncharacterized. The coding region runs from base 1 to 1971 and encodes 656 amino acids. The transcript has a single exon. Lineage: Eukaryota; Fungi; Ascomycota; Dothideomycetes; Mycosphaerellales; Teratosphaeriaceae. The record is from RefSeq and is a predicted model, not a curated record.